GCUUGCGCGUGCGGUUGAGGAUGGGUUGGCGGCGGGUCCGGGUCUGCAGGCUGGCUCUGUGGGCGGCGGGCCAUGGUUGGUUGGAUUGAGCUGCGCCGGCCUGGGGCGCUCAGCUGGACUGGGUGGCAGUGAGCGGAGGUUGCAGGCUCCAUUUGGCUGAUUGGGGAGUCGGCAGGAGGCAGGUAAGAGCGAAGCCGCGGCCUUUGCUCCUCAGUUCUGUCUCUUUUUCUAGGGUCGGGCCCUGUUGCGGGGCCUUACGGUGAGCCCGGCUUCCUGCUGUCUCCUCGCCGAUCCCUGCACGUCCGUCCUGUCCUCUAGCCAGGCGGAGUGCACCUUCCGGGCAGUCGUAACGCGCGAAGCUGGAAGGAGGCCAACCGACCCAUCCUCGCCCAUUUCACAGAUUUGCAAGCUCAGAUCCGGAGAUAGGAUUUUGAAUUGCCCAGUGUCUCGAAGAUAGUUUAAGGAGCAAUGCGGGGCCAGUGGAGCCUGCUGCUGGGCCCGGCCCGCCUCUGCCUGCGCCUGCUUCUGCUCCUGGGCUCCAGGCGCCGCUGCCCUCCCCUGCUCCGGGGGCUGGUACAGCGCUGGCGCUACGGAAAGGUCUGCCUGCGCUCCCUGCUCUACAACUCCUUCGGGGGCAGUGACACCGCUGUCGAUGCUGCCUUUGAGCCUAUCUACUGGUUGGUGGACAACGUGAUCCGCUGGUGUGGGGUGGUGUUCGUGGUGCUGGUGAUCGUGUUGACCAGCUCUAUCGUGGCCAUUGCCUACCUUUGUGUCCUACCCCUCAUCCUCCGAACCUACUCAGUGCCACGACUCUGCUGGCAUUUCUUCUAUAGUCACUGGAAUCUGAUCCUCAUCGUCUUCCAUUACUACCAGGCCAUCACCACUCCACCUGGAUAUCCACCCCAGGGCAGGAAUGAUAUUGCAACAGUCUCCAUCUGUAAGAAGUGCAUCUACCCCAAGCCAGCCCGGACACACCACUGCAGCGUCUGCAAUAGGUGUGUGCUGAAGAUGGAUCAUCAUUGUCCCUGGCUAAACAACUGUGUGGGCCACUAUAACCAUCGGUACUUCUUCUCUUUCUGCUUUUUCAUGACUCUGGGCUGUGUCUACUGCAGCUACGGAAGUUGGGACCUUUUCCGGGAGGCUUAUGCUGCCAUCGAGAAAAUGAAACAGCUCGACAAGAACAAACUACAGGCGGUUGCCAACCAGACUUAUCACCAGACCCCACCACCCACCUUCUCCUUUCGAGAAAGGGUGACUCACAAGAGUCUUGUCUACCUCUGGUUCCUGUGCAGUUCUGUGGCACUUGCCCUGGGUGCCCUAACUGUAUGGCAUGCUGUUCUCAUCAGUCGAGGUGAGACUAGUAUCGAAAGGCACAUCAACAAGAAGGAGAGACGCCGGCUGCAGGCCAAGGGCAGAGUUUUUAGGAAUCAUUACAACUAUGGCUGCUUGGACAACUGGAAGUUAUUCCUGGGUGUGGACACAGGAAGGCACUGGCUCACUCGGGUGCUGUUACCUUCCAGUCACCUGCCCCAUGGGAAUGGAAUAAACUGGGACCCCCCUCCCUGGGUGACUGCUCAGUCAGCCUCUGUGAUGGCAGUGUGAGCUGGAUUCUGUCAGCCACAACUUGAGCAUCGCCCUGCUUUCUCCAUUAUCUCAAGGCCUCCAAGGGUGGCUUCUUGGAACCCUUGAGCAAAAAGAGCCAGUGGGCCUGCCUUAGGGUACUAUGCAGGGACAACUCAAGGGCCUAUCUCCAGGCCACUGCAGCAGCAAGGCAUGAUGUGGAGAAAUCCUAGGACUGAUGUUCCUUCACUCAGGCAAAAAAGUUCCAGCCGCAGACUGGAGAUUAGGCAGCUAGCAACCUUGCCAGGUGCUGACCCCAACCUCCAGAUUACAGCACUGGAGUUGGCCACCACCUCUCCCACUUGCUGUCUAAGAAAAUACCUGAAUGGUUGAACUGAGAUCCUAGCUUCUCAACAGGGCAAAGGUACCAGGCCUGCUGCUGAGGUCACUGCCACUUCUCACAUGCUGAAGGGAGCAAAAAUA
Molecule: messenger RNA, 2043 nt
Organism: Pteronotus mesoamericanus
Lineage: Eukaryota; Metazoa; Chordata; Mammalia; Chiroptera; Mormoopidae
Gene: ZDHHC16
Product: zinc finger DHHC-type palmitoyltransferase 16
Exons: 11
Coding region: 469-1602 (377 amino acids)
Biological process (GO): protein palmitoylation
Cellular component (GO): Golgi apparatus
Molecular function (GO): palmitoyltransferase activity
Source: RefSeq, a predicted model, not a curated record